UCAAAGCAGAGCAAUUUAAAAAAAACGCGUGUGUUUAGAGAGAGAGAGAGAGUAUCAUUUUCUUACCAAAAAAGAGAGAGAGAGAGAGAGAGAGAGAGCGUUGAAGCUAUAUAUCGGCGGAGAGAGAGAGAGAGAGAGAGCGUUGAAGCUAUAUAUUGGCGGCUCCUCUCUUUCUUCGUCAGGGAGAUUCGGACGGAGAUACCUACAGCAUUUCCCUCCGACAUGCCGUUAUUCACCAAUUCUUCCACCUGCUUCACCGCCGUUAACUCGUCGCAUCGGAAUUCAACGUUUCUCUCCAAUUCACACAAAGCUACUACAACACCUCGCAUUCUUCGCUUCCCUCAGAAUGAGGAUUUCAACGUAUCUCGAUUUGAUCUUAGUCACUCCAGAAGUGAAGUUAAAGAUAGGACGAUAUCAAUGGCGUUAGUACACGAUACGGUUGGACAUCAGGAAGAUGUUGCUAGCUCUUCUAGCAUUUUGGCAUAUGAUUUGGUUCAAGGGGCACUUGUGAAGUGGAGUUCUGUUAUGGACAGAUCUCUACCUGAAACACCAACAGCUGUCUUUCUGCACGGUAUCCUUGGGUGUAGGAAAAACUGGGGUACUUUUGCAAAAAGAUUGGCAAGAGAGUUUCCUAUGUGGCAGUUUCUUUUAGUAGAUUUGCGAUGUCAUGGCGAUUCAGCGUCAAUCAAGAAGAGAGAUCCCCAUACUGUUGCCUCUGCUGCUCUUGAUGUUUUGAAACUGGUCCGGGAACUAAGAAUAACACCUCGUGUGUUAGUUGGUCAUAGUUUUGGGGGAAAAGUUGUUUUGAGCAUGGUGGACCAAGCUGCAAAACCUCUUGCUAGACCGGCUUGGAUUCUGGAUGCAACUCCUGGAAAAGUUCGAGCAGGUGGAGAUGGAGAGGACCACCCAGCGGAACUCAUAUCCCUAUUAAGUACACUGCCAAAGGAGGUCUCUUCAAAGAAGGAUAUUCUCAAAGCUCUUAUUCAACAAGGAUUUUCCAAUGAUGUAGCACAGUGGGUUGUGACCAACCUAAGACCUACCAGCUCUUCCAGUUCAUGCUUUUCAUGGGUGUUUGAUCUCAAGGGGAUAUCAGAAAUGUAUCAAUCCUAUGAAGAAACAAAUUUGUGGAAAAUUGUUGAAGAUGUACCUCGUGGUGUGCAUAUAAACUUUUUGAAAGCAGAGAGAAGCCUACACAGAUGGGCCCUCGAAGAUCUUCAGCGAAUCCAUGUUGCGGAGGAGAUUGCUUCUGAGGAAGGAGGUGGAGUUGAAAUGCACGUCCUUGAAGACGCUGGCCACUGGGUACAUGCUGAUAACCCAGACGGACUCUUCAGGAUACUGUCAUCCUCUUUCCAAGGAAGCAGGACGUGACUUUACUAAUUAUGUAAUUUCUAUUUUGUUCUGGGUACAAUUGCCAUCACAGCUUGAUAUAUAAUCAUAAAUGUUAAUUAUUUUUUCCUUCCAUUUUCUCGUUUUUUCUCCUGUUAUGUUAUAGCUUCUGUAUAUACUAUUAUUUUUUUGCUCUCUUCUUGUGCAUCAUAUUUUGAGAGUACUCUAUCAAUUUAAUCUCUCAAACACAAGUCAAGUAGUUGGUGCAUCA
This is a messenger RNA of Medicago truncatula (barrel medic), 1597 nucleotides long. Its product is annotated as putative esterase/lipase HI_0193. The record is from RefSeq and is a predicted model, not a curated record. The transcript has 13 exons. Bases 223 to 1368 code for a protein of 381 amino acids. NCBI's taxonomy places the organism in Eukaryota, Viridiplantae, Streptophyta, Magnoliopsida, Fabales, Fabaceae.